This is a messenger RNA of Chenopodium quinoa (quinoa), 2111 nucleotides long. Its product is annotated as acyl-CoA-binding domain-containing protein 1-like. Lineage: Eukaryota; Viridiplantae; Streptophyta; Magnoliopsida; Caryophyllales; Amaranthaceae. The transcript has 6 exons. The coding region runs from base 376 to 1527 and encodes 383 amino acids. The record is from RefSeq and is a predicted model, not a curated record. Gene Ontology annotation, molecular function: fatty-acyl-CoA binding; protein binding.
UUAUGUUACGGAUUAAUUAAAGAGGUGACACAACAAUAUCUAACAUUUGUUACAUUUCACAUUUGACAAAUUAUUAAAAUUAAAAAAACGUGGUACAAGCUCAUCGUCCUCAUCUCAUUUCUGCACUUUUCUCUAUCUUCCUUCUUUGACACCUCCUUUCUUUCUCUCACUUCUUUCUCUCUCUUCAAUCUUCUUCCGAAUCUUUUCUCUCUCUAUUUCUUCGAUCACCGUUUAAAUAAUCGAUUAAUCAAAAAUUCCAUCAAAUUUUGUAGCAGAUUAGGGUUUUGCGAUUUCGAUUCAAUCUCAAUCACCGCCAUUUUUCCCCAACUUUUGAGCUUUUUAGGGUUUGAAGUUUAGGGUUAGAGUUACAGAAAAAUGGGAGGCGAUUGGCAGCAGCUCUUACAAUCGGUAAUCAUUGGAUUAAUCUUCUCUUUCUUGCUUGCGAAGUUGAUCUCGUUUGUUACUGCAUUUCGUGAUGAAAAUCUCUCGAUUUCUCGCGCACCUGACGCCGACGUUGAUGCUGAUGCUGACUCUGUAGCUGCGGCUGCACCUGCGCCGUCGAAUGCGCGCCAUGUUCGGAAAGCGUCGGUUCAAUCGGAGCCUGAUUCGACGGUAUCUGAGGGAGAAUUGAGUGAGAUUGCGUCGAGAAUUAGUGAUGAUAAUGCGUCGGUUUUGGCGGAGAAAGGGAGUGUGACUGCUGGUGAUGUGUUUUUGGAAGAUGUUGAUUCUGAUGAUGAUGAUUGGGAAGGUGUGGAGAGUACUGAGCUUGAUGAGGCCUUUAGUGCUGCUACCGCCUUCGUAGCGGCGUCUGCUGCUGAUAAAAUUAUGGCUCAGAAAGUGGGGAAUGAUGCUCAACUUCAGCUUUAUGGUUUGUAUAAGAUUGCCACUGAAGGUCCCUGCAGCGCCCCGCUGCCACCGGCUUUUAAGUUGACGGCUCGAGCCAAGUGGAAUGCGUGGCAGAAAAUGGGUGCUAUGCCUCCUGAGGAUGCAAUGCAGAAGUAUGUUGAUAUUGUGACAGAGUUAUUUCCUUCUUGGGCAAGUGGUGGAGCAGAGAAAACCAAAAAUGGAGAUGCCGAGGAGCAUAGUUCAGAUCCAAAAGGACCUAUGGGACCAGUUUUCAGCAGCUUCAUUCAUGAGGAGGAUUCUGGAGUUGAAAUGAAAAUGGAUGCUAUACAUGCCUUUGCUAGAGAAGGUGAUGUAGAGAAUUUGCUUAAAUGCAUCGAGAAUGGCAUUUCACCAAAUUCAAAAGAUAGUGAAGGCCGGACUCCAUUGCAUUGGGCAGUUGAUCGUGGUCAUCUUCCUGUCAUAGACUUGCUCUAUAGCAAGGAUGCAGAUAUAAAUGCUAAGGACAAUGAAGGACAAACCGCAUUACAUUAUGCUGUUGUUUGUGAUAGAGAAGCUAUUGCUGAAUACCUUGUGAAGCAUAAUGCUGAUGUUGACAUAAAAGAUAAUGACGGUGCAUCCCCAAGUGAGCUCUGCGAGAAGAAUUGGCCUUGGAUGCGAGCAACUGAUAAAGUGGUUGAGUAAUGGGUUUUUUUUGGUUGUCCUACACUCCCACUACUGCUAAUUAAUUCGGUUAGGAACUUUCAUGUGGAUUUGUACAUGCUUCGUAUUAUCAAUCAUGUUCCUGUUUUGUCCUGAAGAUGUGUUGAUAUAGGUUAAAUAUUAUAUGCCGUUUCAAGUGGUAAAAUUAUUCUUCGUCUGCAAUAUCUGAAGAACAUUAAACUUUGUAUUUGCAAAUUUAAAUGUCUAUAAUCUGUUGUAAGUAAUUUGGCAUUCCUUGUGCUGCUAGGAGAUGUUUGCAUUCUGAUUAGUGAACUUGAAUCCAUCUAAACCAAGUACACAGUUACAUCCACCAACGCUGCCAUCAUGGACACAAGUUCUUGUCUAUAUUGGUUAAACUCAAGUCCUCUGUUUCUGGCAUUCCAACUUAACUGGAGUCCAUUAUUUUAAUUGAUUCGAUGAAUAUGAAUUAUGUAGUCCCUAUGUUCUAGUUGUAAUUCAAUAUGUUUUUUUUUUUUUUUUUUUUUUGAGGAAAGUUGUAAUUCAAUACUUGAAUUCCAAAAGGGUAUCUCAAUUACUCAACUUAUUAAAUUAGUACUUUUAGCUUC